Molecule: messenger RNA, 621 nt
Organism: Vicia faba (fava bean)
Lineage: Eukaryota; Viridiplantae; Streptophyta; Magnoliopsida; Fabales; Fabaceae
Source: the annotation of a GenBank genome assembly
AUGCCAAGUGUGGCUGUAAAACUCUACAGCGUAUUCUUCAAGUUCCUCUUGAAGCACCGUUUACAAAACCGGAUUCAAGCCCAACCCGACAAUAACUCCAACUCGUUUGGUAUCACUUCACGACCCGAAGAAUCCGUCGCUAACUCUAACCCUUCUUUUACUGACGGCCCUCAUUCCAAACCUAACUCCAAACCUAAACAACAAGCUCCCGAACCUGGAUCUGUACGGAGAAGUAGCUAUGGUCCUCCGUUCAGGGAAGAGCAGCUCCGAGGGAGGAAUAGUAACGCUGUUGAGGGUUUGAAUUUGAUGGGCGCUGGUGUUGAAACUGGUGCCGGUUUGUACCGUGGUUACUCGCCGGCGUUGGAUAAUCGGCGGAGGAAAUUACCGGUGAUGUUGCAGUUUCAUGAUUCUAAUAAAAAUAGGGUCGCGAUGGAUGUUAUUAACAACUUAAUAGCACAUUGCAGUUGGAUGAAUAUACACAUUGUCCCACCACACGGAGCUGUCUUUGAAAUAAGAGUUGCUGAUGGAUAUGGUGCUCGUUGGAAUGAAGAUGGAAGUAAGUUUAUUGGAUUUUUAGAACCAUACAUGCAAGAUGGUCAUUCAAAAGGAUGGAAGCAUUAG